Molecule: messenger RNA, 2121 nt
Organism: Drosophila elegans
Lineage: Eukaryota; Metazoa; Arthropoda; Insecta; Diptera; Drosophilidae
Product: nose resistant to fluoxetine protein 6-like
Exons: 9
Coding region: 8-2050 (680 amino acids)
Molecular function (GO): acyltransferase activity, transferring groups other than amino-acyl groups
Source: RefSeq, a predicted model, not a curated record
AACCACAAUGGUUAAUAUAGUCGGAGUAUUUUUUCUGUGCGCGCUUGCGCUCAUCAGUGCUGUACAAUCGCAGGAGGAAGAUGUCCUUAAGUCCUUGGUAGCUGAGUUGACUAAAGACUUUCAGGAUAUUACAUUUAACAAUUUUGAAGCAAUCGACUCAGAAUUGCCAACUGAAGAGGACCAACUGUGUCUCGAUGAUUUGGCUGCAUUAACUGCGGGACUUCAGCGUGGUCAAAUGUGGGCACUAAAAAUGAUGGAUUCCUGGGGCGACAAGCCAUCGGGCCUACUGACAGGCAACUUUUAUGACUUGGGAAACUUUGACGAGUGCCUCAAUGUCAGAAGGGAAGUCAGCCAGAACCGAACCCUUCAGGGAAAGUACUGCUUUCGCUCGGUGAAUCUAUUAGCCAGGAGUGCCACCUGCAUUCCUGCAUCCUGUUCGGCAGUCCAUAUGAAGAGCUUUGUGGGGAAACUUGCCAAGUUGUCACCCAAAUCAGGACUUCCUACCACUGGCAUUACAAUCAGCGAUAGCAGUUGCCAGACCAGCGACAGUAAACCCUGGGAUGGACUCACCAUUUUUAUGGUAACAACCUUAUCGGUGCUGGGUUCCCUCGUAGCUUUGUUUACGCUGUGGGACUAUUUUUUAGUCUCUAAUCAGGAUAGGCUUCCUGCCAUAGUAAAGGUUUUUUCGGCCAGGGUUAACUCUCGAGCUCUCUUUCGCGUUGUGGAAAUCAACUCAAAUCCAAAUGUAAUCGACUGUCUUAAUGGAAUUCGCUGCCUGUCUCUCAUGUGGGUGGUCUAUUGCCAUCAAUUCGCAGCGGAUAUGACCUCGGCAAAUAUUAAUAUGUUUAGUAUUAAAACGAACACGGCUUAUGGCAGUUUAAUCGAGAAUGGCUUUUACUCUGUGGACUCAUUUCUCAUGCUUGGCGGCUUAUUGGUGGCCUUAAUUCCAUUGCGUUUAAUGGACAAAACCAAAGGAAAACUAAACGUACCCAUGAUGUAUCUGCAUCGCUUGAUUCGCAUAGUGCCCCUUUUGGGAAUGGCUAUCCCUAUCUAUAUGACCCUCAUGCCCAUUAUAUCAGGCGGACCACUUUUUGGAAGUGGUUUUGGUGAAAAAGCGGUAUGUGAAGACAGCUGGUACUGGACAUUGCUUUUUGUAAACAACUAUACAAAUCAAAAGUGCCUCGCUCAUACCUGGUAUCUGUCGGUGGACAUGCAGCUUUUCCUCAUCUCUCCGCUCCUGCUGAUCGCUCUUUACAAAUGGGGCAAGAAGGCCGCCGCAGGAAUAUUCGUUCUUAUACUUCUGCUUUCCGCUUGCCUUUUUGCCACCAUGAUGGUGAAUGACUACUCAAUGACCUUUCAGAACUUGUCUGUCGAAGCCAUGAAGCACAUGUACCUUGCCACCCACACACAUGCCACACCUUGGCUGAUUGGAUUUCUCUUCGGCUACUUUUUGCACCUGAACAAGGGCAAAAAGUUCCAGCUGAACUGGAUGGCUGUGUGGGCGGGCUGGAUCCUUUGUCUGGCCGUGAUCUUCACCUCGAUCUAUGCCCCCUACCCGUCGGCCCAAAAGGGUGCUCCUGCCAUGACGACCUUGGAGAACUCCUUCUACUACACCCUCACUCGAUUGGGCUGGUCAAUGGCCCUGUGUUGGGUGGUCUUCGCCUGCAUGCAAGGAUACGGAGGACUGGCCAACAGUUUCCUCUCAUCGCCAUUAUGGCAACCACUGUCUAGGCUUUCUUACGCCGUCUACAUGUGGCACAUGUUUAUCCAAGAGAUGAACUCCAAAAGUAUCAGGACAAAUUCCUACUUUUCGUUUUACAGAACGAUGCUUAGCUUUUGGUCGACUUUCGGUUUUACCCUGCUGUUUUCCUAUUCAACAUACCUGCUCAUUGAAGCCCCGUUCAGUAAACUUGACCUUCUCAUGCGGCCAAGGGCAAAAAAUCCCCCAGUCGUCAAACAGAAAUCACAGAUAGAUGAUAACGCAAUCAGCAGUAUAGAAAACGCGAAUGUCACCCUUUCCACAACUGAUGUAGAUCAGGGACCAAAAUAAUCUGUAAUACUAAUAGUUUAUGUUUUAAAUUUAAGUUUGAAAUAAAUAUCAAAUAAUUCUACACAAAAUAA